GUUGAAGAAAUAACAUCAACCGAGAUCGCUGCCCGAAAUUCAGUGUCGCGUUCUUUUUGAAGUUUACGUUUGUUGACGAGUCCAAUACUGUAACUUCAUUGAGACCUUCCUCCAUGAUUCAGACUUUGUAAAACUGCACUGAUCAUUUUCAACGCAAAUUACAGGAGGUGUUGCCCGGGCCCCGGGAGCUGGGCACGCAGUUGAUAGCGUUUUAUCAUGAGCCCGACUGCCUCACGCACAAGCUCUUGGUAUAGCAUAUAGAGGUAGACAUUAUGGCCAGCGACGCUAAGCAAUCACGUGUCAUGCUAUGGACAUGUCCUCGGUCCUGCAGCACUGCUGUUCAGCGGUCAAUCAGUCACGUUGAAGGUGGUGUGUUUUACUUCGAACCGUACACAAUGGCUUUCUACUUUGGUCCAGAUAGGAAGUUCCAAUGUGAAGCGAAUCGUGAUGAACGUGGUGAACAAUCUAGUUCAUACUUGACUUAUGAUUCAUCAGUAAACACGUUUGAUUGGGUGAAACAGACGCUAGAAGCAAAGCACCAGGGCGCAAGUCUCGUUUUCGCCAAGGAUCUCGCAUUUUGUUUGGGAGGGACUACAAAUCUUCCCAGUGGAUACCGGCACAGUUUCCUCAUCAGAAAUCCCAAGAAAGUCAUACCAUCUUGGAGGGAGUCUCAAAACGAUUUAAAAACUGAAUUUACGAUGGGAGUCGCAGAGGAAUUGAAAGACGUGGUGAUGGCAAAUUCUGCUGGCUUCAAAGAGUUGUUUGAACUUUUCAAGCAUAUUCAGGAAAACGUGGAUCCUAAUCCUUUUAUCAUGGACGCCGAUGACCUAGUGGCCCACCCGGAAGCCGUGAUGAAUGCGUAUUGUAAGGCAACUGGUAUCCCCUUCAGCAGGAAGCUGAUCGAAUGGGACGACGAUGGGUUACCAAUGUACACUAAAUGGAUCACAUGCAGAAAUCAACUACCAUUUUUCAUGACGAGCCACCAUAACAAUGUGGCAACCAGUGGUGGAUUUUCGAAGAAUGGGGACUUGAAGGUACCCCGGUCGACUCUUGAUACCGACCCAGCAGUGCUUGGUAUCAUUGAAAGCAGCAUGCCCCAUUACAAACAUCUCUACCAGCAAAGAUUCGUCCCAUGAUACUUCCGUGUUCAGAGCAUCUUUCUAAAGUUUCUUCGAGUAGGCCUACAUGCACAUCGAGAGUGAAGGCCAUGUUCAAACUUAGCGCGUAACUUGCGUAAGGCAAAAUGUAACUCUCGUCGUCUAGCUACAUCAUGCAUUCUUCACAGAAGGAUGAACGGCUGUUCUGAGCUCUACUGCACUGAACGGACUUGUAUUGGGCCUAUACCCGUUGGCAUGUCAAUCGUGAAAGUUCCAGGUGUGCCAUUUUGUCGGUUUUUUGCAUGACAUCUAAAACGGAAAUAUUCUUAAAACUUUAAGCAAAUCCACUCCUUAUGUAAGAUAUACUUGUUUAUUGUUAAAAACGAUAUUUUUUUCAUGUAGCGGAAAUUCCCUCAAAUACAGGACCAAGUUUUCAUUUUCUUCAGCUUCGGCUUGAAGUUGAUUUAUACUUUUCCUAACUCAAGAGAAAUGGUUCGAGUCAACACUAAGGACUUUGUCAAACUGGGCAAAUGUAUGCGGUGUAUUUGGGGGAGACAAUCCAUUUAAGCACAAAAUAAAUAAAUUAAAACACAACUUGAAGAAAUUGAAACACAGCGUACAUGUCUUACCUUAAAUUGAUAAUCACGUUUGCAAGUAAGUCGUAAUACAUAUUCGCGUAUCAUUUUUAGUCAAGUGUAUGGCUUUCCGAGUAAAUAGGAAAAUAAUUUUCACUUACACAGAUUUUCCCUGAUCAUUUUCAUUAUUGGCCAUUCAAGUUUGUGUGAUUUCGACACAUCGGAUCAAAUUGGCGUUUCUUUUUCAUUAUUG
Patiria miniata (bat star) is the source of this 1925-nucleotide messenger RNA. RefSeq lists its product as uncharacterized. The record is from RefSeq and is a predicted model, not a curated record. The coding region runs from base 273 to 1136 and encodes 287 amino acids. NCBI's taxonomy places the organism in Eukaryota, Metazoa, Echinodermata, Asteroidea, Valvatida, Asterinidae. The transcript has a single exon.